Microplitis mediator is the source of this 2043-nucleotide messenger RNA. Its product is annotated as pancreas transcription factor 1 subunit alpha-like. The transcript has a single exon. Gene Ontology annotation, molecular function: protein dimerization activity. NCBI's taxonomy places the organism in Eukaryota, Metazoa, Arthropoda, Insecta, Hymenoptera, Braconidae. Bases 209 to 1144 code for a protein of 311 amino acids. The record is from RefSeq and is a predicted model, not a curated record.
CGACUUAAGAGAUCGGGACGAGCUCACCCUCACAAUCACUCAGUGUCAUCAUCAGUGGCCCGUAACAGAACGUUAUUUUUUCCACGUGUUGUACACUGAUUUCGUGUGUGAAUUUAUUAUAACUAAAAGCUUUCAAGCGUUAAUAAACUUUAAUAAACAAUCAAUUGAUUAAUUAAUUGACAAAUAAAUUAAUUACUUGUCUUAAAACAUGACGAGUUACGCGUGUUUCCAACAGUAUGAUCUUCUCGACUCGGAAGGUUACGGAUCAGCAAGUAGUCCGGAAUCAAAUCCAAGGUCAUACCGCCAACCGCAACCUGUACCAGAGUCUUAUCCACAACCCCCUCGCUCACGUGGCAGCAGUUGUGACAGCAUAAGCUCUAUUGACAGCCACAAUCACCAAGAGUACCGCGACUUAAAUUCAUCAAUGAACGGCAGUGUAUUCCCCGGUCUCGGUGGUAGUUUUAAUUUCACCGAAUUCUACGAGGGCUACAACCGCGAAGCCGCCAAGUGUGAACAAAAUUACGAUCCUUUCAAAGCCAUCAGCUCCAAAGACCACAAAUCAAACUACCGUACUGAAUUUAUUAACGACGAUUCCUAUGAUUUGGGUUACUUAGAAAUCGAUAAACCCUUCAAAUCUCACACUCCACAUCAACAAAAACCCCCAGUCAAUAUGCAAAAUGACUUCUUCAUAAAAAACAACGUUUACAACAAUCAGGAUAACCAAAAUAUCAAAACUGAUGUGUUUGCUCACAGAACCGACGUACUCUACGCCGAAAAUUAUCAAUUAGCCACGACGAAAAAUGACUUGGAAGCCAACAGAAAUAACAAGUGUCACCAAGUUUCCACGAGGUUUCGUCGCGACAGUGAAGCGUCAAUGAGUCCCUCGCCUUAUCCGGCCCAAAAAAUAAAGGAAACCCUCCAGAAAAUAAAAAACACAACACCGGGAAUCGAAGUGAUGAGAAAGAGACGUCUUGCUGCCAAUGCAAGAGAACGAAGACGGAUGAACAGUUUGAACGACGCUUUCGAUAAACUAAGGGAUGUCGUGCCCAGUUUGGGAAAUGACAGAAAACUAAGCAAAUUCGAAACACUACAAAUGGCGCAGACUUACAUUUCCGCACUCUACGAGCUACUCCAGCGUGACUGAUGUCGUCAUCGCCUUCGACAACUGUUUCAUUUUACAUAUUUGGAAUACAGCAUUUAUUGUGAUGUCUAUUGUUAAUUUAAACAGACUGAGGUAUAUCAUUUUGUAAAUAUAUAAAUAUAAGUAUAAAAGACAUUCAUAAUUAUUUGUAAAUAGAUCACUUCAAUUAAACACUUAUCAUUAAAUGCUUUAAGUUAUUAAUUAGGAAGUUAAAAAAUUUAGCUAAUUUUGUAAAUAUAUAUAUUAUAUUUAGUGUUAAGUAGGUCGUAAUGAUAGUUUUUGUAAGCAAGUAAUUUGUUAUUUUUUAUUAAAAUUUGUAUAUGUAAUGUAUGAAAGUAUGAAUUUAUUCGCAUUGUGUAUUUUAUAUAUAUAUUGAUACGGUAUAUAUUAUAAUAUGCAGUAUGCUAAAAUGGUUUUGACUUAUUAAAUGUUCUGCACGCGAGAUGCGAGAUACCUUCCCGUCACCUUCGUAUCGCCGACGCCAUUAUCAUAAUCAUCAGUGUACAAGUACUUAGCAGUCAAUCACAAUUAAAUACAAUUUUGUGGCUGGCGCAAAAGACGGCAUAAGCCGAUGAAUAUAUGCGAGUCGACGGUGACGGGGAAGAUGUAAAAAGAGAGCAAAUUGAAAUCUUCUAGCCUGUAGACUGUAGACCACUGACGGAAUGAUAGAUGGUGCACGUACGACCAUCAACGGACAAUGACCACCCUACAUGACGACCUCCACGAUUAUAUAUAUAUAUAUUUUUUUUUAUAUACAUUUUGUAUACGCUUUUUAAAAAGACAUUGUGACGAUAUUUAUUUUAUGAUAAUUAAUGUGAAAAUUUAUUAAUUAAAACUUUUUUUUUUACUUCCAUUAUUUGAAUAUUUGGAAAAAUUUUAUAAAAAUUAAAUCAAUAAAAAAA